GGAGAUGAGAAACUUAGCUCAGGGGGAUGUUGUGAAAAGUAAAUGAAAAUUAUGCUUUUAGAGUGUGUGGCACAUAGUAAUAGUUCAAUAAAUAUUAGGUUUUGUGGUUCUUAUUUCCUGAAAACAAAGCAAGCCUACUCAUCAGUGGCCGUUGAGGAAGAGGGCGUCUGUCGACGUUCUCAUAGUUUGGGGGAAGAAACAUCCUCCUUCCGAUGACUGAACUCUCCUCAUCUAUUCUCCAACCUUGCUUCUUCUUUGGGGCUCCCUCCUCCUGGACUGUGGCCAAGAUGAGCCAAGAGCAAUAUCUUGUCCUCCGUGAUGUUCCAACUCAGUCCAGGAACUGAAGCGGAAAGGGGCAGAAAGCGAGCGAGGGUGGUGUCAGGGCGACAGUCGUGCCCACUGUCAGCUGGGCGCAGCCACUUUAGUGCGAGGAGAAGCAGCGAGUCCAGGAGGCCCUCCGAAGUCCCCGCGAUGUCUGCCCGGGGGUGCAAACCUUCGCGGCUGCUGCUGCCCGCGCUCCUGCUGCUGCUGCUGUGGCUGCCGCGGCUGGCUGUGGACGCCGCGGGCGCUGCCGGCGCGCGGUGGAACGGAGAGGGGACCAGCCCGAACCUGCAGAGCAUCUUCCUCGGCCGCUGCAACGACUACAGGCCACUGCUGAGCCCCGAAGAGCAGAACAAGAACUGCACAGCCAUCUGGGAAGCCUUUAAACUGGUGCUGGAUAAGGAUCCCUGCUCUGUGCUUCCCUCGGACUAUGACCUUUUUAUCAGCCUCUCCAGGCACUCUCUUCCCAGAGACAAGUCUCUGUUCUGGGAAAAUAACCACCUCCUUGUCACCAGCUAUGCAGACAACACCCGUCGCUUUACACCUCUGUGUGAUGUCCUGUACGGCAGGGUUGGAGAUUUCUUGAGCUGGUGUCGACAGGAAAAUGCCUCCGGACUCGAUUACCAAUCCUGCCCUACGGCAGAAGAUUGUGAAAACAAUCCUGUGGAUUCUUACUGGAAAAGGGCAUCCAUCCAGUAUUCAAAGGAUAGUUCUGGGGUGAUCCAUGUCAUGCUGAAUGGUUCAGAGCCAACAGGAGCCUAUCCUAUUAAAGGUUUUUUUGCAGAUUUUGAAAUCCCUUACUUCCAGAAGGAUAAAAUCACACGAAUUGAGAUCUGGGUUAUGCAUGAAAUCGGGGGACCCAAUGUGGAAUCUUGUGGAGAAGGCAGUGUGAAAGUCCUGGAAGAGAGACUGGAGGAGAUGGGUUUUCAGUACAGCUGUAUAAAUGAUUACGUACCAGUGAAGCUCUUAAAGUGCGUGGACCACAGCACUCAUCCUGACUGUGCCUUAAAUUCGUCCAUCUCCUCCAGUAUGUCCUCAAUGCACAAACUUAUACAUGUUACCAGACACAGAUGGCAGCAGCAUCUACUCGAAGAGAAGUCCCAGCCCUUUACGCAGAACAAAGUGCCGGCCUUAUCGUUCUUCUCUUAGUGGCUUUGGCUUCAGUUGCUGGAGAGUAACUAGAGACUCAGCUCUGCUGCCCUAGCGAGCCCCAGCGCUGACACCUGCCCUCACACACUCAUCCCUCUUGUUCUGUGUGCACCAAGCAAUUCCAUUGUCUAAAGAAGCUUCCCACUGGGAAGACAAUGUCCUGAAAUGGGUUUUUAAUGAUACACAUGCUCAGGAUUUCAGAAAUAAGACAUUAGUUCUAUUUUACAGGUUAAAACUGCUGCAUUAGAAUUAAAGCACAUUAUUAUUUUCUUAUUUUCAUAAUGGUACAAAGCAUUGAAACCCAGAUUGUUUGUUAUACAAUCAAACAUUUUUAGAAAAUUCUAUAGAACUGUAUUUUAUAUAUUUUCUAAGUUUUUCUAUAUACCCAGCAGGGCACACUGCAUGCUUGUUGAUAGCUUAUGAUAUACGUACAUUAUAUAAAUGUAUGCCUAUAUAUUUGGUAGGCAAAGAUUGAUGUAUAAAGAUGUUCAUGGGGCCAGCCUGGUGGCGCAGUGGUUAAGUUUGCACAUUCUGCUUCGGUGGCCCCGGGUUUGCUGGUUCGGAUCCUGGGUGCGGACAUGGCACUGCUUGGCAAAAGCCAUGCUGUGGCAGGCGUCCCGUGUAUAAAGUGGAGGAAAAUGGGCACGGAGGUUAGCUCAGGGCCAGUCUUCCUGAGCAAAAAGAGAGGAUUGGCAGCAGAUGUUAGCUCAGGGCUAAUCUUCCUCAAAAAAAUAAAUAAUAAAAAUAAAUAAAUAAAUUUUAAAAAAAGAUGUUCAUUUAAUCGUUAUUUAUAACGCAGGGAGGAACCCAAAAUGUCUAAUAAUAGGAACUGUUUAAAUAUGGUUUGGUGUAUGUAUUCCAUCUGCAGGAUGGAAUAUCAUUCAAAUAGUAAAAGUCGUGUUUACCAAUCCAAAUGUCCUUCAGCUGAUGAAGGGAUGAACUAAUUGUGCUACAUCUAUAUGGUGGAAUACUACUCAGCAAUAAAAAGUAACCAGCUAUUGGCAUUGUGCUAAGUGGAAGAAGCUAGAUCAAAAGAUUACAUACUGUAUGAUCCUAUUUACAUGACAUUCUGGAAAAGGCAAAACUAUAGGAAUGGAGAACAGAUCAGUGAUUGCCAGAGGUUAAGACUAGACGGAGGGCUAAGUAAAAAGGAACUGUGUGGGGGGAAUUUGGGGGAAGUGACGAAACUGUUCCAUGUCAUGAAUCUACGUAUUUGUCAACACUCACGGAACUGAACAUCAACAGGAGCAAAUUUCACUGUGUGUAAAUGAAAUGUUUUCCAAGAAAGUUUAAUCACAAAGGAAAAUAUCAACAAUAAGUGCAAGAGAUGGGAUAUAAAACUGUUUAUCAUAUGAUCCAAUUGUCUAAAUAUGAUACAAAUGUAAUAUAUAUGUGUGUUUGUAUGAUAUACAUGUUGUGAAUGAAUGAAAGGAAAGGCAAUAAAUCAAAAGAAAGAUCAAUUAUCACUGGA
Molecule: messenger RNA, 2941 nt
Organism: Equus caballus (horse)
Lineage: Eukaryota; Metazoa; Chordata; Mammalia; Perissodactyla; Equidae
Gene: BST1
Product: bone marrow stromal cell antigen 1
Biological process (GO): positive regulation of B cell proliferation
Cellular component (GO): plasma membrane
Molecular function (GO): phosphorus-oxygen lyase activity; NAD+ nucleosidase activity
Source: RefSeq, a predicted model, not a curated record